This is a messenger RNA of Actinia tenebrosa (Australian red waratah sea anemone), 3410 nucleotides long. Its product is annotated as growth/differentiation factor 6-A. The record is from RefSeq and is a predicted model, not a curated record. Gene Ontology annotation, molecular function: cytokine activity; growth factor activity. Gene Ontology annotation, cellular component: extracellular region. NCBI's taxonomy places the organism in Eukaryota, Metazoa, Cnidaria, Anthozoa, Actiniaria, Actiniidae.
CUACUGGAAGUUCACGUUCUGCUAUCGACCAUGCAAAUCAGCAGCGCUCUUUGGAUUCUCGGCCUUUUGUCGUUAAUCAACGCUGUAUUAAUCCUGCAGUUCUCUGAAGCCUGUUCGGAAAUGCCUGAUAACAAAUUGGACGAGAAGUGGGAAGCUUUAAGAGAGCCUUGGUUGAGAAAGAGAGCGCUGGAAAUCACACAGAAACAAAUGCUCAAUGUUCUAGGACUCACCGAGGUGCCUAGACCGAAUCGACGCGUCAUCCGUCCACAUGCUUUCAUGUUGGACUUGUAUAAAAGACUGUCGCGCGGAGCAAAGCGCAAGACUACAAAACUAGAAACUCGGCAAAGUAUCAACACUGUCCGCGGUGUUGUGGAUCAAGAAAUCUACGACAGGUCAGUUUCACAAUCUCAUCAUCAACUUUACGUGUUUAAUCUAUCUACAAUCCCAAACACUGAUAAAAUCAUCGCAGCUGAGUUGAGGAUUUUGAGGAGACCCGAGGCAACUGAGAACAAUAUCGUAGCAGAGUGCGGGACUGCGUUCAAAGCCGUAAUAACUAUGAAAAACACCGUAAGAAAACCGUACAGUGACACUGGCCUGGUGACAUUGGACUCAUUUUCAUUUGACAUAACCGAUAAUGAAAAAAGAUGGCACGUUUUUACUGUGACCAAAGCUAUUCAGAAGUGGAGGGAAUCUUCGCGGAGUCUUCAUUUUCUGUAUCUUGGCGUGGAGUCAGUCUUAAACGGCAAACCCGUCAGCCCUGUUAAGUUGGGUUUCAGCAAAGAAAAACGAAUCCACAACAAUCGAGCGCUUUUAGUUCUGUUUUCAAACGAUGGAAAGACGUCAAAAUUCUUGUUGAAAGAAAAAGCUGACAAGGUUGGAAAAACGUUUGAAGGCACUUCAGCAAAAACAAGAAAGGAUGAUUGGGGAAAUCAAGUCGAGGUGGAUGGCGAAGCUGAAGAACAUGGCUCUUCUAGAGUCAAACGCUCUACAAAUGUUGAUCAAGUCAUGAGGAAACUAAAUAGUGGUGGCUCGCGACGACGCAAGAGAAAGAACUACUGUCGUCGUAAGCCAUUGUAUGUUGACUUUGAGAAACUUGAUUGGGGCAGUUGGGUCAUCGCGCCGCGCGGUUACAACGCGUACCUCUGUGAGGGACUCUGUCGGUUCCCCCUUGAUAAGUACUUACGACCAAGCAACCAUGCUACGGUGCAAACUAUACUACACACAGUGGAUCGGUCAGUACCACCGGUUUGUUGCGUUCCAAACAAACUCAGUUCUAUUAGUAUGUUAUAUAUUGAUCCAGAGAACAACAUAGUUUAUAAGAAGUAUGAGGACAUGGUAGUGGAUCGUUGUGGAUGUAGCUAGUGGAAGGGGGUACGUACGUACAUGUGUGCGCUUGGCACUCAGUUGUUCAUACGCGACGAUACCGACCAAAGAUGACCCUAAAACACAAACGAAAAGUGCGGAAAGAGCUGUUCUGUUGUGUGACAAAAAGACAAAUGAGCGACUGCUGGGCUUUAUUAUAUCAGGAAACACUCCGUGUCAACAGUCGUAUUGAGGAUCACCUCGCAAGGCGCGCUCUGUUCUGGAGUGUUGAGAAGAGUAUCAUUUGCGCACGUGCCAAAAAGAUCGUCCAGCGUUUCACCUAGUCAACACUCAGCGAUCAAACUUUGAGAAAAACAAUGUUGUUGCUCUGGCUUAUACCUCGUAAUAAUAGUCCCGAUGCUAUCAUCACCUAAUAUCCUAGGGCAAUGGAAACAACGUAUGAUAUCUGAAAAUGCUUUGAAUUGUUUUCGGAAAAUAUCUCGGAGAUUUGACAGCGCGAAACCAAACAAAAUCUCAAGUGUUUACUCUUAACUAAAGCCAGAAGCAGGAGACCUAGAUAAUCGCAUGUAAACUGGAUUGUUCUGCAGCGACCAUCCAACGUCUAUAAUGAGCUCCCUAGACGGUAGAUUAAUUCCUAAUACUUCAGCGCUUAUGCUAUGAUGAAAGGCCGUAGGGGGGAAUAUUGAUACGAACGUUUGCCCCUCACCGUGAUAAAUGAACCGCUUUUUUAAUCGAGUGAUUGACUCAACUUGAAUAUGGCAUUUCUCUAGAGGGAUGAAUGGUUGUGCGUUGGGGAUUAGUGAUUGAUAAGGUGUUUUCAUUUAAUACCUCUUAAUUAUUGGAUACAUGUUUAGAGGGCUUAGCAAAACGACUGAACAAAAAGAACACAAAAAUGCGGCCUCCAAGCCGCCUUUGAGAUACUAAACAUAAAAUCGUUUCAUUAAUGGCAUUUGAAGGUGAUAGUAUCAAAUAGAUUAACAACAAGAUUGACAGUGUAUAAUAUAUACAAAUUAUCAUCAUUAAUUUAUCAGAGUUAUAAAAAAAUUACGAAGUGAAAAUUUGCGAUGGGAAUUGAGGCCGUGAUUCAAUUUCUUGCAUUGGCCGAAGUCGUUUGGUGAUUAGCUGUGAAUAAUGUGCAAAGCUGCCCGAAAAUCUCGAAAUUUUAAUUGAUCAGAGCGGAUCUUUUUAAUACCGCCUCUAUUGAAGCCGUCAAUGAUCAUGUAAAUAGAAUAUGGCUUUAUUUAUUCCUGUAGCUAUUCUUACAUGUAUGUCUAUGCAAUACACAUGGUGUAUAAGUAUUAAAGCCUAUUCUUACACAGGAAACGACUGUCAUUAUGAAUAAGAGCCAUUCACAAUGCCAAGUAUUGUACGAGUCGAGGCAUUUGUAAGACGACUUUGUAAGUUUGGGUGCCACAAUGGCAAGCACAUUGGCCCAUUCUUCGCCGGAUAUUUCAUCAUUUCUAAGUCUUUCCCAUGCAAAUUAGGCAAGAGGAGAUUAUUUUUAUUAAAAAUAUACAAAGAAAUAAACGAAGCUGUCAACUCAUGUCAAAUCUUCUGCCGUUCUAACUCUGCUUUACCAAGGUCAAAAAUCUUAGUAAUUAAUGACUUUUGAGACGCGUUUUACAAGUGAAUGAUGCUUCCGUAUGAAGAGGCAUUCAGUUCGUAGAAUUGUUUUUAGACUGCAGAGUGUCGUAUUAUCAGUCCGUGCUUGCAAGAGUGUUUGAAGUAAUUUACUUAACUCCGCCCUGAUCAAAGUAGUUCAAAGUUCUUUUAAUAGCUGCUCCUACGCAGUGUGCAGCUUCCGUUGGGUAAAAAAUUAAAAGUUAGUUAUCGUGAUAUUUAUAUCAGUAAUGGGGGUAAAUUGCUAUGCAGGCUGUUUAGCCAUGCAAGUACCAGAAGUUCUAGAAGACAAAAAAACUUCUUAAUCCUGCACGCCAGCGAUUUAUUCACACUAGAUUAUAAACUCUAGUUGUAGAACCAAACGAUUUAUAAAGCCUUUGCCAACUUUAGAUCCCAAUUAAACCCAUGAUAUGAUUUCGUUAAUUGAUUUUAUUGAAUGGUUGUACGUCCACAGCAGGGCGCGGAUG